This is a messenger RNA of Colletotrichum truncatum, 543 nucleotides long. Its product is annotated as bnr asp-box repeat domain protein. Lineage: Eukaryota; Fungi; Ascomycota; Sordariomycetes; Glomerellales; Glomerellaceae. The record is from RefSeq and is a predicted model, not a curated record.
AUGAAGUAUUCCAAGGAUGGCGGCCAGACCUGGUCAAAGUGGGUUGCUGUAUCUGGAGGUGAUCGUCCCUCUCGCGAUGGCAUGGUUGGUGUCGCGCCCAUUGAUAAUGACGGCAACCUAAUCGCCGUCUUCGAGCAUACAAGCAGCGCAAAGUUUAACGUUGACUACGUGAUCUCUCAUGACGACGGUUACACCUGGGGAGAGCGAGGAAGCCUCUACACAGCUCGGAACGGCAAGACUUCAGGUGCUCCUCAAGUCUACAACGUCUGGGGAACACUAGUAGCAAGCUUUAUGACCAAUGAAGACGUAGACAACGGCAAGGGAUACGAUUUCGCCGAGAUGAAAGUCAUCACUAGUGUAGAUGGCGGCAAAUCGUGGAGUGACAGUGUUGUCACCGGCGAGGCCAAAUCUCACUGGCCUGGUAUUUUCAAUAGGGAUCCUACGCACUUCUUGGCUUUAUAUUCGAAGGAGGGUGUUGGUGCUGUCAGCCAACUGUAUGAACUGGCAUAUGCGCCUUUUCUCGUCGAUCCCUCCCGUGAAUAA